Molecule: messenger RNA, 1641 nt
Organism: Cynara cardunculus var. scolymus (artichoke)
Lineage: Eukaryota; Viridiplantae; Streptophyta; Magnoliopsida; Asterales; Asteraceae
Product: protein ALP1-like
Exons: 1
Coding region: 109-1428 (439 amino acids)
Source: RefSeq, a predicted model, not a curated record
ACUCCACGACCGUCUUCCUCCACUUUCACUCCAUGAACAAGAUUAGGGUUUCACAGAGGUGAAUUUAGCGUCUAUCGAUUCAAUUGAAGUGUAAAUUUCGGGAAGAAGAUGGAUCAAUCAUUCUUGAUUAUGCUCUCCAACCUACUCCACCUUCAAAACCAACUCGACCCGACCACCUCCCUCCUCUCCGAUUCUUCCACUUCCUCCGCCUCCGCCACCCCUUCCUCCCUCUUAACCUCCACCUCCGCCGCCCCUCUCCUAUUCUUCACCAUCGCCUCCGUCCUCUCCUACAUCUCCACCACCCGCAAACCCGCUUCCUCCCCGUCUCCGCCUCCAUCUCCCUCCACUACCUCCCAAUACUCUGUUGCCGCCUUCCGAGCACUCUCCACCGAACGCAUCUGGGCCAUGGAAGCUCCUCUACGUGACGCACAAUGGCGAUCCCUUUACGGCCUUUCGUACCCCGUCUUCACCACCGUUGUUGACAAACUGAAACCCUACAUCGCACAAUCAAACCUAUCUCUCCCUUCCGACUACGCCGUCGCCAUGGUCCUCUCCCGUCUCUCCCUCGGCCUUUCCGCUAAAACCCUAGCUAAACGUUACUCUCUCGAACCCUACCUCGUUUCCAAAAUCACCAACAUGGUCACUCGCCUCUUGUCCACCAAACUUUACCCUGAGUUCAUCAAGAUCCCCGCCGGUCGCCGCCGUCUCCAGGAAACCACCGCCGCUUUUACCGAAAUCACCUCCCUCCCCAACAUAUGUGGCGCCAUUGAUAACACACACAUCCGCCUCCACAGCCUCCCCUACAACCUCCCUAACCCUAAUAUCUACACUAACUCCCAUGGUUUCCGAUCAGUCCAGCUCCAAGUAGUAGCAGAUCACAAGAAAAUCUUCUGGGAUGUCUGCGUAAAAGCCCCAGGCGCCUUCGACGAUGCCACCCAUUUUCGCGAUAGUUUGCUGUACAACAGGCUGAUUUCUGGUGACAUUGUAUGGGAGAAAGUUGUGAAUGUGAAAGGGCAUCCUGUUAGGCCUUACAUUGUGGGCGAUUGGUGUUAUCCAUUGCUGUCAUUUUUGUUAACUCCAUUCUCGUGGAACCGAACUGGGAAUCCAGCUCAGAACACCUUCGACGAGGGUUUGAUGAAAGGGAGAAAAGUCGUGGAGGAAGCCAUUGGAUUGUUAAAGGGAAGAUGGAGGAUUCUUCAAGAUAUGAAUGUGGGAUUGAACCAUGCACCUCAGACCAUUGUGGCCUGUUGUGUGCUGCAUAACUUGUGUCAGAUUGCAAGAGAGCCGGAGCCGGAGCUGUGGAAGGAGCCUGAGGAGAGUGGCCCUGUGCCAAGGGUGUUGGAAACUGAGAAAUCUUACUAUUAUUUUGGAGAAAGCUUGAGACAGGUGCUGGCUGAUGAUCUUUAUCAGAGACUUUCUUCAAGAUGAAAUGAAUCAAUCUUGAAGGGUUCUUCUGUAAGCUUAUUAUUCUUGCCUUUUUACCCAUAUGUUGUAACUUUGUUAGGAUCAUAACUCUGUUUAGCCUUCUUUUGCUAAUAACUAGUCUGCAAUCCUAUUUAGCCACUAGUUCUGUUUCUUGUAGUUAAGUGAGAUGAACUAACUCAAGGUUCGAAAUUUAAAUGUCAAAUAGAUUCUAUUCGG